Messenger RNA from Serpula lacrymans var. lacrymans S7.9, 1156 nucleotides. RefSeq lists its product as uncharacterized. NCBI's taxonomy places the organism in Eukaryota, Fungi, Basidiomycota, Agaricomycetes, Boletales, Serpulaceae. Gene Ontology annotation, molecular function: glutathione transferase activity. The coding region runs from base 196 to 966 and encodes 256 amino acids. The transcript has 4 exons. Gene Ontology annotation, cellular component: cytoplasm. The record is from RefSeq and is a predicted model, not a curated record.
GCAGCGGCAUAACGUGCGUUGCGUCAUUGAGCGAUGACAAUUCACAAGGUCACUUGUCAUUGGGUAGAAUGAGGUCAGCAAGGGAAACUAUUGCAAUGCUAUACUGAAAAUGGCUCAUAUAUAAACGGGAUAUCCCCCCCGCUAUUCUUAAAUCCCCCAUUUCCCACUCUUACUAUCAUCCCUUACAUUAUUACAAUGGGCAUUCCUGACGAAAAAAUCCAUCCAGUUGCGACUGGAGUUGCUAUCAAGACCGUCGAGAAACAUCAAGAACCUCAGGAGCUAGUAUUUUACUCAGGAUGGUUCUGUCCAUUCAACCAGCGAACAUGGAUAUCUCUCGAAGAGAAGGGCAUCCCUUAUCAAUACAAGGAAGUGAAUCCUUACAAGAAAGAAAAACAUUUCCUUGAUAUCAACCCUAAAGGAUUAGUCCCAGCCAUUGAAUACAGAGGGAAGGCUUUAUACGAGUCGAUCAUCCUUUGCGAGUUUCUGGAGGACGCCUACCCUAGCCACAAGCCUCACCUUCUCCCGGUUGACCCAUUUGAUCGCGCUCAUGCGCGCAUUUGGAUUGACCAUUGCACGAAAACUAUAGUCUCAGCAACACACCGUCUUCUCCAAUCCCAGGACAAGGAGAGCCAGGACAACGCCCGUGAGGAGCUGUACGCAGCGCAAAGAAAACUUGCUAAAGAGGUCAAAGGCCCCUAUUUUAAUGGUGAAGAGUUUGGCCUGGUGGAUAUAUGCGUUGCGCCUUGGAUUGCGCGCGACUAUGUUGUCGCAGAGCACCGUGGAUACAAAAGGGAAGAUGCGAGCAAAGAAUGGAAGGAAUACGCUGAUAGGCUCUCACAACGUGAAAGUGUGGUAAAGACUAUGAGUGAAAGGGAGCACUUGAAUGUCAUUUACGACCGCUACCUUCGAGAUGAAGCUCAAAGCGAAGCUGCCAAGGCCACGAGAGCGGGAAGAGAAAUUCCUUGAACAAGUGAUCUACAUUCUGUUAUUGCUCAAGACUUUGUAUAUGCCAUUCCAUUAUAUCAUAUAAUGCAUUAUGUGUACCAAUUGUUGUAAAUCUGUGUGUAACAUCUUAUACAAGUAGUGUUUCUUUAUGUUGGCGUAUCCUCUUAUCAGCACAAAUAUAUGUAAACUUUCGUUUGUCUAAUGUUCAUGU